AUGUUCUGGGGGACAGAUGUCGUCGAGAACGAAUCACUUGGCAUUGCUCCUAUCAUACAGCCCGCGACCCAGACAAUCAUCUUAUUCGCCAAUGCCGCACGUAACAAUGACGUUCCUUUCCACCAACAGUUCUUCGCGUUCGGUCGCUACACAUACAGCGGGGAGUGUCUCAGCACACACCACGCAAACCUCCACGGGGUAACUUCUCUCUCGUAUUUUUCCCGUGAUCCAAACACCUUUGUCCCAGUCGACGACAAGCAGAACAUACUGUCGAUAGUCAUGCGAGACACCAACGGCAAGUCAUCCUUCCUAGUGCGAUUCAACGAAGAAGAAACGGACAUGAGUGUAUGGGAGGGUUCCCGGCUAUAUGAACACCCCGAAUUCUCUGAUACCAACGGUGCCAUGGCGUGGUGGAAGGACACAUGCUAUGCCGCAUUCUGGGACGGGGACGUCGAAGGCGAAAUGCGUGACACGAUUGCGCUUAUGGACCGGAAAGCCGACAAACAUGAUAUGAAUGCGGUUGAGGACGCCAGUAACGGCAGAGCCUACAAGCCCAUCGUGUCUGAAUCAACGGACAACGAGUCACUCGAUCUCGAUAUCAACGCUCCCGUUGUUAUGAACGAAAACUAUGUUAUCAGAAACGCGGGGAAUAGAUUCUACAUACUCUGUUUUGACGAUGACGACAAGGACAAGUGGCCGAAGGAGAGCGGAACGUUCUUUGAUAUAGGAGAGCUUGGGGUGUUGAAAGGUUUGGAUACUUGGUUCGAUCAACCACAUUACAAGGGGUGGCUACAGUCUCGGCCAUAUGCCCGUGUAAAGGAGAUCUGGGGGCCGGAGCUGGAACGACGGAGGCAGGAGCUUUCAUUAUCUGCAGAAAGUGACUAG
Alternaria hordeiaustralica is the source of this 885-nucleotide messenger RNA. RefSeq lists its product as uncharacterized. Lineage: Eukaryota; Fungi; Ascomycota; Dothideomycetes; Pleosporales; Pleosporaceae. Bases 1 to 885 code for a protein of 294 amino acids. The record is from RefSeq and is a predicted model, not a curated record. The transcript has 2 exons.